Molecule: messenger RNA, 8582 nt
Organism: Myiozetetes cayanensis
Lineage: Eukaryota; Metazoa; Chordata; Aves; Passeriformes; Tyrannidae
Gene: USP19
Product: ubiquitin specific peptidase 19
Exons: 27
Coding region: 3384-7682 (1432 amino acids)
Biological process (GO): protein deubiquitination
Molecular function (GO): cysteine-type deubiquitinase activity
Source: RefSeq, a predicted model, not a curated record
UCCCCUUCCAACCCAAACCGUUCUGUGGUUCUGGAUCUGUAUUCCAUAUUCCCCAGACUGGGGAGCUGGGCCUGCCGGGCAGCUGCUUGCUGCUGUCACGGCGUGCUGGGGUCGCGGUGAUUUCCACACGGGCUGGAAACAUUUUGUGUGGUAGUGCUGGAUGGAGGAGCUGCCCCAAGGGGCUCUGUGCUCCACCCCUGUGUUAGGCACGCCAAGGAACUGAAGUGAAAGAUGGGUUUGAGCCUUGGGAUUUCUAUCCCUCAGGGGAACAGAAGGUGGCAAAAAUGCACAUGAGAGAUGUAUUUCGGUUUUGGGACAUGGAGGAGCCAAAAGUAAAUGGAAGGAUGAGGCUGGUGGGAUAGCCAACUUGUGCAGCUAGCCCUGUAAAGGCCUUUGGGCGCUGAUGGGGAGUGCUGCAGGCAAGAAUCAGGGAGCCUCUUCCUGCCAGGUGCUAGAUGUGCCCCAGACUUGGGGUGCAACUUGCAUCUCAUCGUGCACCUUCUGCUGUCCUGCCCUGAGUGUUUACACCAGCAUGGUCUGGUACAGCCGUGAGGAGGGGGUGCCCCUUCUCCUUGGCCUCUUGCUCCCUCUCCUCUGGCCAGUGAAAAUGUUUGUGCAGUCCCAGCACAAAUGAGCUGGGUUGGGAAGCUGAUCUUGGGCCAGAGCAGUUUUGCUCUGGCUGGUCUCUGGAUCCCACAACCACACUGGUGCUCUCGCUGGCACAAAGGCAAGGGGAGCGGAAGACAGGGAGGCACCUCCUCCUCCAGCAACAGCAUGGCCGGACCCCCCUGGCUUGCAGGAUUGAGUAAGGGUUUGUAGGAGUGCCCAGCUCAUCAGGUGCUUCCCACAGGUUCACUUGGCAUCCAGCCAGGGCAGCCUUUCGCCGUCUCUCCCCUGCAGUGACUCCUGCUGUGCCAACAGGAGUGGUGCCAAAACCUCGGUGCCCCUGCACACCCGGGGGCCAAACGUCCUUCCUGGAUGUGUGUUCCCUGGUGGCAGAAAGGCUCCCAUUCACCUGUUCUAAUCCCUGAAUAACCUCUCCCAAAACCCCGAGGUGCCUGCAGUGGCCUCAGGCUGCCAUCAGUCUGGCAGCUGGAAUUGGGCAGAGCUCCAACUCCCUUGGUUCUUGCCUGCCAUGAGGAAUAACUGUCGGUGAAGGACCCGAGGGAGCAGAGCACUCAGUGAGGCAUGAGAGCAGCAGGCUUCUCCUGGGAGAGUGACAAGCAGGCACGCAACCCUGUCUCUUCUGCUCACCUCUUCUUGGGUAGAGGCCUGUCCUUUCUCAGCCUCCAAGACCCUCCUCAGGGGUCACGCUGCCCAGCAGUUACCCUAUUCCACCCCUUUGGGAGUGCAGAAAGGAGGUGAUGGAGCCUCACUUGGCCCUGCACAGAGCAGUCAGUGCUGCUUGUCUCCCAUUCCUCCUGAGGUUUUCACCCGAGAUGCAAAAGAAAUACAGCAAAAAAUGCUUUCCCAUGUUUGCCAAGCCCAGGUUACCUUCCUCAGCUCCAGGAAGCAUCUCUAGCCAACCUGUUUGGGUGUCUCUGGGGACUGGAGCUGAAUGGCAGCAUGCAGCUGGCAUCAGAGUCCCAGGCUGGCAAAUCACAGCCAUAUUCCCUGCUAGGGGGGCCCUUUCCCAUUCCUUCUGCAGUCAGAAGUGCUUCUGCAUCCCGGGGAGACGCAGCCUGUGUAGCAGCUUGAGGGUGAUGCUGCUCUCCUCCCACACUCUUUCAAGCUCUUUGGGACUGAUGCUGGGCCCUUCUCAGCAUCCCAGUCUCCAGGUGAUUUUGGGUGGCAGGAAUUUGUGCCUGGUGGUUGGGCUGCACUCAGCUUUUCACUUGUGGCUCUUCGUUGUGGUGGCAGGUUGGCCCGAAGUGAAGCAGUUUGGGCGCAGUGCCUGUUGUGGGACUGACUUUGCCGGAGCUGAGGGCAGGACAGGACUGCUUUUCUCUCUGGGGUCCCUCGUAGUCUGUGGCUACAACUCCACAUUUGUGGCUACUUGUUGCUCCAAACGUUUCUAGAACACAAAUGCCCUGGCAACAUGGGGCGGCAGCACAGAGCUGGCAUUUUCCUCCCUCUGACCGAGCACCUCCCUCGGACGUGCCCCCCUGCCCCCGCCUGUGCCCAUGUGGAGCGUGAGGUCAGUGCUGGGUACAGGGGUGAAGGCAGAACAGGGUGUUCCCCAGGGCAUGGCUUGCCUCCCGCAGUGGGAGGCUCAGUGGAGCUGGGCUAGACCGAGAUGCCACGGGGCUCAGCUCCGUGUCCUGAGAUGGGAGCGUGGCCGUGGGAGGUGUGUGAAUCAGCGCGCCGGGGCUGCGGCAGGCUGCCGGCACCCGGGGGUGGGCACGAUCCGCGCGGCGGGGCCCGUCUCCCUGCAGCAAACCCUGCAGGCUGGUGAGCGCUGCCAGGGCGUGCAGCUGGGGCAGCGAGGGAGGAAACCUUCCCAGCUUUCUGCUUUCACCACCUCCACGGAGGAACCUUGAAUGGGACUGUUUUCGAUGGGUUGUUCCAGCUCUCCCGUGUCCAAGCCGUGGACACCUGAGGGUGAAACUGCUGAGCGAAACAGACCAGUCCUUGGGCCGGCAGCUCCCAAACACCGCAGGGGAGCUGGCUUUGCAGGGAGAGCGUGUCUGAGGGGGCAGGGGUGAGCGCCCUGCGUGCCCUGCCCAGCCUGACCUAUCCCUGGGGCACAAGGAGCAGAGGUGUCCUGUUUCCAGGCCAGGCCCCGCUGACGCUGUCUGUAAAGUGGCUGGGAGAUAAAUAUGCAAGGUGCAGUCAUGCUGGUUAAGCUCCCAGCUGGUGGGCGAAGGGGGGAGGAGCCCUGCUUUUGCCAGGGAGCUUUGCUGUCAUCUGUCACAGGAGAUUGUCCCAGGGCCUACUCCUGCUGCUCCCCUUUCUUCCUUCUUAGGGCGUUACUGGCUCCUGUUCUGGCCCUGCUACACGGGGGCACUGUUUGACUGAAAUAGCUGUCACUCCAAACUGUGUUGCAGGCUGCCCUAGUUAACCCCAGAGGCUCAGUUUUGCAAAUCCAGGUCUCAGUGUGCAAGUGUCCUUGCCCUCAGCUGUGCCGCCGGGUGUUGUUACUGUCAGCGGCUUCUCUGGGCCAGAGUUGCUAUAGUGGGGGCCAUGAGCAUGACAAUUGCUUUCCAGGUUUUUAAUGCGUGCCACAUACAGAAGACCCCUGGUUGUAUGUUGGGAGCUCUGACAGGCCCAUGCUUUUGGCUGUAAGCAUUGUAGCAGCUGUGAUGAGGCCACUACUUCCUUGCCAGAGAGUUUGACCACAGAGAGUCGCCAAGAUAGCUGGGCCAGGAAGAAAACGUCGCACCCCUGACCCAGACUCCAUUACCGACCCCGGCGGGCCGUUUGUGUCCUCCAAACGGCUGAAAAUGUCCAGCAGCACCAAUGCCCCUGGCCAGAGGAGAGUGUCUCGGGGCUUGGAUGAUGCCACCAACAAGAAGAAGCAGAAGGAUCGAGCCAACCAGGAAAGCAAGGAAGUGUCUCACUCUGAGCUCGAGCAGGCUGAGACUGCCCAGGAGAAGGACUCAGAGGAGGAGCUGCUGCUGGACUGGAAACAGAAUGCUGAUGAGAUCAUCGUCAAGUUGAACUUGGGCAGUGGAGCUCUGAAGGUGGAGGAUGUACGUGCUGAUUUCACCGACACAGACUGUGUGGUCAAACUACCAGACGGGCGCCAGUGGAGCUGUCAGUUCUUUGAGGAGAUUGAGAGCUCCUGCAGCAAGAUCCAGUGCAAGAAAGGCAACUUUCUACAUCUUGUGCUUCAGAAGAAGAUCCCACUCCAUACCUGGUCUUCGCUUCUGAAAAGAAGAAAAGAUGGAUCCAAAGAGCUGGCUAAAGGGGCCACGUGCUGGGAGAAUGGGAAAGAGAAGGCUGCUUCUGCAGAGCUGAUCCCUGAAGAGCCGAGAGCUGAAGGCACAGAGCCACCGAGAUCCCGGCGGGAGCCCUCCAACCCCAAGCGUGCUCCGGGAAGAAACGAGGCCCUGGGAGGGAAAAGCCCAGCCAGCCCAGGGACACAGAGCGGCCCCAGCGCCAAGCGGGCAGUAUACCUCAAAGUGGCUCCCACAGAGGAGGAGCUGAAUGCCAGAGUCACCGGGAGCACAGAGCCCAGCAAAGGGCACAGCGGGAGGGCCGGCAGCCGCCGCAACGGCAAAACCAACCAGGUCGAUGCGCCCGCAGCCCUGGCAGACAUUGCACUGCCACUGGAAAAGGCUGCGGUUUUGGCCAAGGAGACCGUUCCAGUGGAGAUGCCGCCUCUUGCGGCUACCACAGAGGUGUUCCCCCACCAUGUUGCUACCUGUGUGGAGAAGAGAGUCCUGCAGCCAGGCAGCCCUGCUGAGCCCUUGCGGGGCCGGGACUGCACGCCUGUCCUGGGAGAGAGCUCUAAGGCUGUUCCAGUGGCCUCCCCUCCCCUGGGCAGAGAUGGUGAGAAGAGAGAUUGGUCCAAGGAUGAUGUGGCUCUGGAAGCAGCAGCUGAUGAGCCAGAGCCUUUUGUGAGCCUGAGCUUUGUCAAGAAUGACUCAUAUGAGAAGGGCAAUGAUCUGGUGGUGGUGCACGUCUAUGUGAAGGAGAUCCACAAGGAGACAUCCAAAGUGUUGUUCCGGGAACAAGACUUCACACUGGUGUUCCAGACGAGUGACACAAACUUCCUUCGUCUCCAUCCUGGCUGUGGGCCUCAUACGGUGUUCCGGUGGCAGGUGAAGCUCAGGAACCUUAUUGAGCCGGAUCAGUGCAUAUACAACUUCACGGUGUCUCGCAUCGAUGUCUGCCUGAAGAAACGCCAUAGCCAGCGCUGGGGGGGGCUGGAGGCUCCAGCCACACGAGUGGGUGGUGCAAAGGUUGCCAUGCCUACAGGCCCUACCCCUCUGGAUAAGAACCCUCCGGGCAGUAACCAACACCCCCUGUCCAGCAAGGAAGAGGCUCGAACCAGUGACAAAGAGAAGCCACGUGUGGAAGAUGGGGGUCUGGAUGGUGUGGCAGCCCGUACAGCCCCAGAGCAUGUGGCAGUGAAACAAGAGCCACACAUCCCAUCGCCUAAACCAACGUGCAUGGUGCCACCAAUGACACACAGCCCGGUGAGUGCUGAGAGCGUGGAGGAUGAUGAGGAUGAGGAUGAGAAGAAGAAGGUCUGCCUGCCUGGCUUCACAGGGCUGGUGAACCUGGGCAACACCUGCUUCAUGAACAGUGUCAUCCAGUCCCUGUCCAACACCCGGGAGCUGCGUGACUACUUCCAUGAUCGGUCCUUUGAGUCGGAAAUCAACUACAACAACCCUCUGGGGACGGGGGGACGCCUGGCUAUCGGCUUUGCCAUGCUGCUUCGGGCGCUGUGGAAGGGCACACACCAUGCUUUCCAGCCCUCUAAACUGAAGGCAAUUGUGGCCAGCAAGGCCAGCCAGUUCACUGGCUAUGCCCAGCAUGAUGCUCAGGAGUUCAUGGCCUUCCUGCUCGAUGGGCUGCACGAGGACCUCAACCGCAUCCAGAACAAGCCCUACACAGAGACUGUUGACUCGGAUGGGAGGCCUGAUGAGGUGGUAGCUGAGGAGGCUUGGCAGCGACACAAGAUGAGGAAUGACUCGUUUAUAGUAGACCUCUUCCAGGGCCAGUACAAAUCCAAACUGGUGUGCCCAGUAUGUUCCAAGGUGUCUAUCACUUUUGAUCCCUUCCUGUACCUCCCCGUGCCUCUCCCCCAGAAGCAAAAGGUGCUGACUGUCUACUACUUUGCAAAAGAGCCACACAAGAAGCCCAUCAAGUUCCUCGUGAGUAUCAGCAAGGAGAACUCCAGUGCCAUGGAGGUGCUCGAGUCAGUGGGCCACAGUGUGCAUGUGAAACCAGAGAACCUGCGCCUGGCAGAGGUGAUCAAGAAUCACUUCCACCGCAUGUUCCUGCCGUCCAACUCGCUAGACAUGGUUUUGCCGACAGACCUGCUGCUCUGCUUUGAGGUGCUGUCCCCAGAGCUGGCCAAGGAGCGGGUGGUGGAGCUCCAGGUCCAGCAGCGUCCACAGGUGCCCAGCGGCCCCGUCGCCAAGUGUGCGGCCUGCCAGAAGAAGCAGCUACCAGAGGAUGAGAAACUCAGGCGCUGCACGAGGUGCUAUCGAGUCGGUUACUGCAAUGUGGCAUGUCAGAAAACACACUGGCCAGACCACAAGGCUUCGUGCCGGCCCGAGAACAUCGGUUUCCCUUUCCUCAUCAGCGUGCCGGAGUCCCGCCUCACCUACGCCCGCCUGGCCCAGCUGCUGGAGGGCUAUGCAAGGUACUCAGUCAGUGUGUUCCAGCCUCCGUUCCAGCUGGGACGGAUGUCACCGGAGCAGGGGCUGCAGCCUCUGCACUCAGACAAGCUGGAGCCCCUGGCCAAGAGCAGCUGUGCAGCAGCCACCUCUGCCCCCGAGCUGGGGGAGGGGGACAGGGCUUCCAGCCUCCUGCAGGAGCCCCCACUCUCGCCAGCUGUGCCUGAGCUGCACCCGGAGAUGGGGGACACUGGCACUGUCCGAAGCAAGGUCCUGACAGCCAGGAGUUCCCUGAUGAGCUUGGAUUCGGGCUUCUCUGAGCACAUGGAGUCACAGGGUGACAGCUGUUGUGAGAAGGAGCCGUCCUAUGAGAGAGCCAUCAAGCCAGAAGCUGCCAUCCCUGGGUACCAACACACUCCAGACUCGCUGAGUGCCCGCGCCACACAGUUCUACAUCAAUAAGAUUGACGCUGCCAACCGAGAGUACAAGCUGGAAGAUAAAGGUGACACACCCCUGGAGCUGACAGACAACUGCUCCCUCGCCCUGGUGUGGAAGAACAAUGAGCGCCUGAAGGAGUUUGUGUUGGUGGAAUCCAAGGAGUUGGAGUGUGUGGAGGACCCAGGCUCAGCCAGCGAAGCAGCCCGGGCUGGUCACUUUACUCUGGAGCAGUGCCUCAAUCUCUUCACCAAGCCUGAAGUCCUGGCCCCAGAGGAAGCAUGGUACUGCCCCAAGUGCAAGCAGCACCGCGAGGCCUCCAAGCAGCUGAUGCUGUGGCGGCUGCCCAAUGUCCUCAUCAUCCAGCUCAAGCGCUUCUCCUUCCGCAGCUUUAUUUGGAGGGACAAGAUCAAUGACAUGGUGGACUUCCCUGUCCGGAGCCUGGACCUGAGCAAGUUCUGCAUCGGCCGGAAGGGCGAGCAGCAACUGCCCAUGUAUGACCUGUAUGCCGUGAUCAACCACUACGGAGGCAUGAUUGGGGGCCACUACACGGCGUACGCCCGCCUGCCCAACGACAAGAACAGCCAGCGCAGUGACGUAGGCUGGCGGCUCUUCGAUGACAGCACAGUCACCACUGUGGAUGAGAGCCAGGUGGUGACCAGAUACGCGUAUGUCCUCUUCUACCGCCGGAGGAACUCUCCUGUGGAGAGACCCCUGCCGGGGCACCCUUCAGACCACCGCACUGAGCGCACCCCGUCUGCCGAAGCUGCUGCCAGCCAGGCUUCUCUGAUCUGGCAGGAACUGGAGGCUGAAGAACAAGAGCUGCAGCUUGAGGCGCCCCAAAGGCCUGCAAGAAACUCCUGGAGGCCCCGUGGCCAGAAGCGGAGUCCGGGCACCCCUCAGCACCCUGACGAAGGCUGCGUCAGAUACUUUGUCCUGGCCACCACGGCCGCAAUCGUGGCUCUCUUCCUGAACGUCUUCUACCCGCUCAUUUACCAGCCCCGCUGGAGAUAGGCGCAGGCGCGUGGCCAGCUGCGCGAGCAGGGCCGCCAGGGCACGCGCCGUCCUAGGACGCUACGCGACCAAGACAUCGGGCAGCAGGACAGAAACCGCCGGGAAGGACUAGCCAAGGGAAGCAUGGGGCCGUCGGCUCCUGCCUGUCUGCUCUGGCAUCUUCUGUGCCAGCUGGCAGGGCUGUGUGGCCAGCCCGCUGCCUUGCCAAGGUGCAGCCCAGAACCAGGAGCUCCUCUGCCCUCCUUUACUGAGCGUGGGAUGGACCUCAUGGCUACCUGCUGCACAGGAAGGGACAUUGCUGCUGCAGCACAGCUGGGACCUGGGAGCCUCGUGGGCACAUCAGCUGUCUCUGCUUGGCUCCCAAGAAGGAAGCGAAGACCUGCGGGAGGCUGCAGCAAGGGCAGGAUGCCCUGACAUGGGUCCUGGCUGGCCGCCUCUCUCAACUGUGCUGCUGCAGGAGUCUUGAGUUCCCUCUGGGCUGGCGCAACCCGUGGCUCCUUGGCCAGCUCAGUCUGUCCUGCCAGCCUCCCACUGAGCCUUCUGGUGCCAGCUGCCUGUGCACCAGGAGUUGUGUGCACUGCACUCCUGUGCUGGGGCUGAAUGGGCUUGUCACUGAGGGCUUGUGUGCUUCCCUGCUCAGCCCCAGACAGCUGCUGGGGAGGGAGCCUGGCAAUCUGAACUAGGGUGCCCAUGGUGAGCACCUACCUCUCUGGGCUGUGGGCUCCCAUGAGUCCUUGGUGCUGUGGGCUGGCAGCAUUUGGGGAUGUUGGUCUCUUCCGGGGGAGUGCGAUGCAGCCCCUCAGUUGUGAGGGGACUGGCUGCCCAUGCUGCAGGAGAGGCGUGGGGUUGGGGAGCACAGGUAGGACCUUGGUGCGUUAAUAAAACCAGGUUUUGCAAAGA